Gallus gallus (chicken) is the source of this 1568-nucleotide messenger RNA. It is a transcript of the gene NKX2-2, whose product is annotated as NK2 homeobox 2. Lineage: Eukaryota; Metazoa; Chordata; Aves; Galliformes; Phasianidae. Bases 664 to 1482 code for a protein of 272 amino acids. The record is from RefSeq and is marked validated. Gene Ontology annotation, biological process: regulation of transcription by RNA polymerase II; cell differentiation. Gene Ontology annotation, cellular component: nucleus. The transcript is spliced from 3 exons. Gene Ontology annotation, molecular function: DNA-binding transcription factor activity, RNA polymerase II-specific; RNA polymerase II cis-regulatory region sequence-specific DNA binding.
GGCCGGCUUAAAAGAGCCAUCCAGGAACCGGCGUGUUUGCGCUUAUAACCAAUUUAUUACCGCCGAACAUAUGGCCAGUAUUUCGCCUGGCGUCACACGCCGGGGAGGAAAGCAAACAGAGCGGGCGAUGUAAAGCCGGAGGAAGGAGCGGCCGCCCCGCACACGCCGGAGACAAUGCGAGAGGCGCGGAGCCGCCGCCGCCGCCGCGCUCAACCCCCGCCCGCUUAGCACGGCCCGGCCCAGGUUCAUGUGCGGGGACCAGCCUUAUAUGGACUGUUCGCUCCGGCAAUGGCUCGUUUCUUUCACGCGGCAAGCGCGGCUCCGGGCUGUGUCAGCCCCGUCCAGAAGUGAUCUCUUCGCCUGCUUUUUUUCUCCUUUUUUUCUGUAAUUCUCGGCUCGCCGUUCCCCUUCCCCUGGAGUUACAAACUGUUUCCGAAGCGGCUGCCGCCCCGCUCCCCGAGUCCCCCCCGGGCAGAAGGAGCCCGCGGAGAUCCGGGGCUCCGCCGGGGCUCCGUUCGUCCCUCGGCACGAAGCGCUCCGCUCCUUUUUCUCCACGUUUUUCCCCGCCGCCCGCGCCCUCCCCUCGCGCUGUCGCCGCUGUCGCUCCGGGUGACAGCUCGGCGAGCUGCUCCUCCAACUUUCCGGCCCCGAUUUCCCCGGACCAUGUCUCUGACCAACACAAAGACGGGUUUUUCCGUCAAGGACAUCCUGGACCUCCCCGACACCAACGACGAGGACGGCUCCGCCGCGGAAGGGGGAGAGGAGGAGAGCGAAGCGCCGGAGCCUCCCAAGAAAGCGGCGGUGUUGGGCCAAACCCCCUUGGACGCUGUUCAGACGCUGCCUUUGAAGCCCCCUUUCUAUGAUAAUAGCGAUAAUCCCUACACGCGCUGGCUGGCGAGCGCCGAGGGCAUCCAGUACUCCCUGCACGGACUGGCGGCCGGAGCAGGCGGCCCGGAGGCCGGCUCCAAGUCCCCGGAGCCGUCGGCCGACGAAUCGCCCGACAACGAGAAGGAGGCGGCGGGCGGAGGGGACGCGGGGAAGAAGAGGAAGAGGAGGGUGCUCUUCUCCAAGGCGCAGACCUACGAGCUGGAGCGGCGGUUCCGGCAGCAGCGGUACCUGUCGGCGCCGGAGAGGGAGCACCUGGCCAGCCUGAUCCGCCUGACGCCCACCCAGGUGAAGAUCUGGUUCCAGAACCACCGCUACAAGAUGAAGCGGGCCCGGGCCGAGAAAGGUAUGGAAGUGACUCCUCUCCCCUCCCCGCGGCGGGUGGCCGUGCCGGUCCUGGUGCGGGACGGCAAGCCCUGCCACACGCUCAAAGCUCAGGACUUGGCGGCCGCCACCUUCCAGACGGGCAUCCCCUUCUCCGCCUAUAGCGCCCAGUCCCUCCAGCAUAUGCAAUACAACGCCCAGUACAGCGCGGCCGGCAGCCCCCAGUACCCCACAGCGCACCACUUGGUACAGGCGCAGCAAUGGACUUGGUGAGCGCGGGGUGAGCGCACGCACACGGCCCUCGCGCGCACCCACACACGCAGAGAGGAGGAAAAAAUAACGAUAAAGAGACACGAAAA